AUGGCGGCAGAGCUGGCCCACAUUGUGAGGAAAAAGGAGGGUAUCCUUGCUUUGGAACCCCACCUUGACCGCCGCGUCGUGAUUGCACUGGAAGGGAAGGAGAUACACGGCAUCCUGAAGGGGUUUGACAACAACAUCAAUCUUGUCAUGGCAAGUGCAGAGCUGUGGGUCAAGAAUGCUCUUUUAAGGCGCAUUGGCGCGUGCGUCGUCCGUGGUGGCUCGCUUGUCAGCGUAUCCUCCGGCGACACCACCAUCCUGCAGCACAACCCUUUUGAAUAG
Messenger RNA from Trypanosoma cruzi, 279 nucleotides. Its product is annotated as U6 snRNA-associated Sm-like protein LSm7p. The transcript has a single exon. The record is from RefSeq and is a predicted model, not a curated record. Lineage: Eukaryota; Euglenozoa; Kinetoplastea; Trypanosomatida; Trypanosomatidae. The coding region runs from base 1 to 279 and encodes 92 amino acids.